Nerophis lumbriciformis (worm pipefish) is the source of this 1799-nucleotide messenger RNA. RefSeq names its product serine/threonine-protein kinase NIM1-like. Gene Ontology annotation, biological process: protein phosphorylation; intracellular signal transduction; microtubule cytoskeleton organization. Gene Ontology annotation, cellular component: cytoplasm. Gene Ontology annotation, molecular function: tau-protein kinase activity; ATP binding. The record is from RefSeq and is a predicted model, not a curated record. Lineage: Eukaryota; Metazoa; Chordata; Actinopteri; Syngnathiformes; Syngnathidae.
UUGUACAGGUCCAGCAUGUACUGGGGCGGCUGCUGCUGGCGCCCGUGGACGGCGGGCGGGUCCUCCAUGCCGAACACCUCCAGCAGCCUCUUGAUGGCGGCCGAGCGGACCUCGCGGGAGCCGCCGCCGAAAGGCUCCUCCAGAAACCAACCUUGAGUCUUUCCUCCUUGACCCCGUCGCCAUGGUGGAGGAUUUCAUAGUAGUACUCCACGUAGGACCCCCGGUAGCAGCUCUCCUUCAGCUCGCAGGCCGACACCGUCUGGAUGACGUCCACUUUGUUGGGGGUUUCCACCAAGGCUGAGUCGAACUUGUGUCUCUUCCAGGCUUCCAGCAGCACCUUCACGUCUUUGUGGAAGCUUGUGCAAAGCCUGUCUGCUGCGUGUCUGCAGGGGAGGAGCCAGCCUGGACCUUACAAGCAUCUGCGCAAAUUUGUGAUCGUCGUCAUGUAUUUGAACAACAAGAACACUGCGGGCGCCAACACAGAGCGAACAAAGAAGAAAGCAAAAACAAGGGCUCAGCCGUGUUCGGAGAAGAUCUUGAAACGAGUAUCCCGAAAAAAUAUGAAAAAGUUGGAGAGUAGCGGCGAGGAACAGGAUGCGAUGCAGCACACGGCCUUCGGGAAGGCCUUCUACGACCUGAGCCACUCCGAGAGGGUGAUGGACGACCUCACCUUCGGACGCCGCGUGGGACUCUACGAGCUCAGAGGAGAGAUCGGCUCUGGGAACUUCUCCCAUGUACGACUGGGGAUACAUGACCUGACCAAAGAGAGAGUGGCGGUCAAAGUCCUGGACAAAGUGCGUCUGGACAAGCGGUCGCAGUCGCUCUUCGCCUCGGAGAUCUCCUGCAUGGAGAAGCUGGCUCACCCCAACAUCGUGCGACUCUACGAGGUGGUGGAGACCCUCAAGAGGCUCUACUUGGUGAUGGAGUACGCCGGCGGAGGGGAACUGUUCUCCCUUAUCAGCACCAGGGGACGCCUUUCCAACUUGCAGAGCAAGCUUGUGUUUGCUCAGGUGCUGUCAGCAGUGAAGCACAUGCAUGACAGCAACUUGGUCCACAGGGACUUGAAGGCCGAGAACGUCUUCUUCACCAGCAGCUGCUGCAUCAAAGUGGGCGACUUCGGCUUCAGCACCUCCUGCCGCCCCGACGACGUCCUCCAAACUUUCUGCGGCUCCCCGCCGUACGCCGCACCGGAACUUUUCAAGGAGUCGGGCUACCUGGGCGGGUAUGUGGACAUGUGGGCGCUGGGCGUCCUGCUGUACUUCAUGGCCACCGCCACCAUGCCGUUCAGAGCCGCCAACACGGGCCGGCUGAGGCGUUGCAUCCUGCAGGGCACCUACAGCAUCCCGCCGUACGUCCCCGACCCCUGCAAAGAGGUCAUCAGGGGGCUGCUGAGACCCGUCCCCGCGGACCGCCUAACCACCGCCAAGAUCGUAGCCAGCGAUUGGAUGCGAGGCGUCGAAUACCCGCAACCUUACGCAACCUGUCGCCCCACGCCCUCCCACCUGGCCGCGCCCGCCUGCCUCCUCGGUGCGGACGAUUUAAACCUUAAGGCGGCGCUGAAGGAUCUGGGCAUUGGCGAGCUCCACCUCCUGGACCACGCCGUGGACCUGAGGAGCCCCGUGACCGGUGCCUACCGCAUCUUGCUGCACCGCGCCCAGAGGAGGAGGUCGGUGGAGGCGGUGGGCUACAACUACGCGUGCACAAAGGAGGCCCGGAGUCGACUCAAAUGGAUGGACGAGCGGCGCUCGGUGCAGCGUCCGAGGCCAUGAGGGAGAGCGCUGAUAAGAGCGAUAAAGGAG